AAACUCGAAGGAUUUACGAACAUACACGAAGUGACACGACAAAACUAUACCAUUACCAUCAUUAUUUCUGUUUAAUCACUUAUAUCAGUGACAAAGAUAUUUUUCAUAUAUUUAUAUUAAUUAUUAUUUUAAAAAAAAGACGACUUUUUAAUUCCCGUUAUAAUCUGGUGAUAGAGCAAUGUCAUCAGACAUAAAUAUGCAUACAGAAAAGCCUGAAUCAAGUCCAACUUACGGAGGAUGCGAAGGUCCUGAUGCCAUGUACGUAAAGCUGGUGAGCAGUGAUGGCCAUGAGUUUAUUAUAAAACGUGAGCAUGCUUUAACUAGUGGUACAAUAAAAGCUAUGCUAAGUGGACCCGGACAAUUCGCUGAAAAUGAAGCCAAUGAAGUUAAUUUCCGUGAAAUUCCGUCACAUGUAUUACAAAAAGUGUGCAUGUACUUUACCUACAAAGUACGUUAUACAAACAGCAGUACAGAAAUUCCCGAAUUUCCAAUAGCUCCUGAGGUUGCUAUUGAACUCUUGAUGGCAGGAAAUUUCUUGGACUGUUAAUUAUAUUUAAAUGUUACACAUUAACUUGCUUGUAACACGAAUAACAAUUUAUUUAAAUCUUUGGGCCUUACUACGAUGUAAACGAUUUACAUUUUUAUACCGCCAAUUGAUGUUCGUGUUACUUAAUCUUAACUCAAUUAUAUUUUUUUUCUGAUAGUGCAUACUUUUAUUUUAUUUAUAAUAAACAUAUUAAACAUACAGCUCAAUACAAAUAAGUUAAAUUAGUUAAUAUAGUAAUCGAUUAUAAUGGCAUUUUACAUUUAAUUAUUAAAUCAGUAAUAAUAUUAUUAAUAAAACAUAAACAAUAAUUAUUAUCAAAUA
Molecule: messenger RNA, 868 nt
Organism: Microplitis mediator
Lineage: Eukaryota; Metazoa; Arthropoda; Insecta; Hymenoptera; Braconidae
Gene: EloC
Product: elongin-C
Exons: 4
Coding region: 179-547 (122 amino acids)
Biological process (GO): ubiquitin-dependent protein catabolic process
Cellular component (GO): elongin complex
Molecular function (GO): protein-macromolecule adaptor activity
Source: RefSeq, a predicted model, not a curated record